UAAAGAAAGUUCAAUCAGAACGCAUGAGAAAUCUAACUACUUUGCUUCUAAAAUCGGCUGAGAUAUGAGAAAGAGAAAGGCCGGGAGGGGAGAUUCACUUUUUUGACAUUACACCAACCGCGCACAAGCGAGAGAUCCCAAAGGAUGCUUUCCUUCUUCUUGUUGGCUCUUAUAGCGCAAGCCACUCGCUUCGUCGCGUCUCAACAGCUACCCACAAACAUAUUUAUUCUCGCCGGACAAAGCAACAUGGCCGGCCGAGGAGGUGUGAUCAACGACACGAAAACAGGCAAGACCACCUGGGAUGGCAUUGUCCCUCCUCAGUGCCAGCCGAACCCAUCAAUUUUCCGGUUAAGUGCCGACCUCAUAUGGGUCCCAGCCCACGAACCACUUCACGCUGAUAUUGACUAUAACAAGACCAAUGGGGUUGGACCGGGGAUGGCAUUUGCUAAUGCAAUAUUGACCGAGGACCCAACCAUUGGAGUGUUGGGUCUGGUGCCAUGUGCGAUUGGAGGGACAAAUAUAAGUCAGUGGGCGAAGGGAGGUUUCCUUUAUGAGCAGUUGGUGCGGCGAACUCAGGUGGCCUUGAGGAGCGGUGGAGCUCUUAGAGCGAUGUUAUGGUAUCAAGGAGAGAGUGAUACAAUAAAUAGAGAGGAUGCUGAUUCUUACAAAUCCAGAUUAGAGAAGUUUUUCUUGGAACUCCGAUCCGAUCUGCAAUAUCCGUUGCUACCAAUAAUCCAGGUGGCUCUGGCAUCGGCAGAGGGGCCGUUUACCGAGACAAUAAGAGAAACUCAAUUGGGAAUUAAACUUGCCAAUGUGAAAUGCGUUGAUGCGAAGGGACUGCCGCUGGAGCCAGAUAGGUUGCACCUAACCACACCGGCCCAGGUUCAGCUUGGACAGACGCUGGCUAAUGCAUUUCUUCACUCCCCUCCUAACGCAAUCCGCACCAGCAGUGACAGUAAUUUUUCUACAAGACUUUCUUGUUCGUUAUCCUACCAUUUGGUAGGCCUUAUAUUAAUAUCUAUUCUCAUUUUUACCUUAGAACUCCUGUAACAAAUACAGUGUUUUACUUUUUUAUCCGGUAAAAAAUGUUGUAAUCUCGAGUUCUAGCUAAACAAUGAUGAGUUGCUACAUUGGGCCAAUGGCUGAAAAGAAAGUGGAUUUGGGGGAAUAAGGUGAGGUUGGGCCAUGGUUGUAUUCAUAGAAAUGUUCGGACUCAGAAAGCCCUUUACAUAACCAGCCCGUAGCAGUUUCGCACUUUUAGUGAAACAUAACAAGUUUUGUAUUUUCUGUUUUUUAUUUUUCUUUUUUCACGUAAAUAAAAUUCUAAAGGAAUUAAUAUUUU
This is a messenger RNA of Jatropha curcas, 1342 nucleotides long. Its product is annotated as putative carbohydrate esterase At4g34215. The record is from RefSeq and is a predicted model, not a curated record. NCBI's taxonomy places the organism in Eukaryota, Viridiplantae, Streptophyta, Magnoliopsida, Malpighiales, Euphorbiaceae.